GUCGUCGAGCGCACGAACAUAAAUGGCUUCCGCGCUGCGCCUGCCGCUGCCCUCGCUUCGUCCGCAGUUCAGCGCCUCGAUCCUUGCCCCGUCCUUCUGCGCCGGGUCGUCUCGACUCCACCGAGUCGCUGCCCACAUUUUGCCCUCCCGCACGAAAUUUGGCGUCCGAGCCAUGGCCGCUUCGGCUUCUCCCCGCAAGAUUACCAUCAAGCGAAAUGGCGAUGGAGCCACUGAAUUUGAUGCUUACGUUCUGGGCGAUGAAGGCGCCCCCGGGAUCGUAGUCCUGCAAGAAUGGUGGGGAGUCGACUUUGAAAUCAAGAACCAUGCUGCAACCAUUGCAAGCAAUGGGUUCCGUACUUUAAUUCCUGAUCUAUAUCGAGGAAAGGUAGGCUUGGAUGCUGCCGAAGCCCAACAUCUGAUGGAAGGCUUGGACUGGCAAGGAGCGGUGAAGGAUGUUGAAGCAUCCGUCAAAUGGUUGAAGGAGAAUGGUUCCUCAAAGGUUGGUGUAACUGGGUUCUGUAUGGGUGGAGCUCUUACUUUGGCUAGCGCAGUCCUGAUCCCUCAACUGGAUGCGGCUGUCGCGUUUUAUGGAGUCCCAGAUGCGGGGCUCGCCGAUGUCAGUAAAGUUAAAAUUCCUGUUCAGGCUCAUUUUGGAGAGUUGGACAAGUUUGCAGGUUUCUCCGAUGUCGGGGCAGCCAAGGCCUUGGAAGAAAAAUUAAAAACUUCUGGGGCUCCUUCUGAAGUACACAUCUACUCGAACGUUGGCCACGCAUUUAUGAACGCUUCUGAGGAGGCUAUCAAACGUGGCAAGAAUACAGGUUUUGAAGAGUUCAACAAAGAUGCUGUAGACCUUGCAUGGUCUAGAUUUGAUACAUGGUUCAAGAAGUAUUUGUCGACUUAAUUCUUUAGAUCAGACAGCUUUCUGUGCUUAGAUUGGAGGUUGUAACAUAAUCUAUAUCCUCCUGUCUCACAAAACUCAAAAUUUUGAAAACUGGAGACGUGUUCUGAGUUCUUCUUGAGGUAAAUAUACUGAAUGUGCAUAUGCCGAGUAUG
Messenger RNA from Marchantia polymorpha subsp. ruderalis, 1053 nucleotides. The record is from the annotation of a GenBank genome assembly. NCBI's taxonomy places the organism in Eukaryota, Viridiplantae, Streptophyta, Marchantiopsida, Marchantiales, Marchantiaceae.